CUGACCUUGUUCCAGACCUUGAGAUUAUGCUCCACCAGUGCGGCAUAUCAACCUUUGCCCAUAAACCCUACUUGGUAUGAUAUGGCAAAGAAGGCAAUGAAAGGAAAAGAUCCGAACUCACUCAUUUGGGACACACCCGAAGGUAUUGCCAUCAAGCCGCUUUAUCUUAAAGAAGACCGAAAAUGUGACGAGUACCGAGAAAGCGAGCUUCCUGGCAAAUACCCAUUUAGUCGUGGGCCCUAUCCAACAAUGUACACCCAGCGUCCGUGGACCAUUCGGCAGUAUGCAGGCUUUUCAACCGUAGAAGAAUCUAAUGCAUUCUACAAAGAGAACAUCAAAGCCGGACAACAGGGGCUUUCAGUGGCUUUCGAUUUGGCUACACACAGAGGAUAUGACUCUGAUAACCCACGUGUAUACGGUGAUGUUGGUAUGGCUGGUGUUGCUGUCGAUUCAGUGGAGGACAUGAAGCAAUUGUUUGACGGUAUCCCACUUGACAAGAUGAGCGUAUCCAUGACCAUGAAUGGCGCAGUAAUUCCUGUGCUUGCGAUGUACAUAGUCGCUGCCGAAGAAUCUGGUGUUGAUCGUAAAUUACUAACUGGUACCAUUCAAAAUGAUAUUCUCAAAGAAUUCAUGGUCCGCAACACAUAUAUUUACCCACCGGAUCCAUCGAUGCGUAUUAUUGGCGAUAUUUUUGCUUAUACCAGUAAGGAAAUGCCGAAAUGGAACAGUAUCUCCAUUUCUGGAUAUCAUAUGCAGGAAGCAGGUGCUGACGCCGUGCUUGAGAUGGCUUUCACAAUCGCCGAUGGAAUUCAGUACUGUCAAACAGGACUUGAUGCUGGUUUAACCAUUGAUCAGUUCGCACCUCGACUCAGCUUUUUCUGGGGAAUUGGAAUGAAUUUUUACAUGGAAAUUGCCAAAAUGCGGGCAGCUCGUCGUCUGUGGGCAAACCUCCUUACUGAAAUCUUCCAACCCAAAAACAGCAAGUCGCUCAUGCUUCGCACACAUUCCCAAACCAGUGGGUGGUCGCUUACAGAACAGGAUCCAUAUAAUAAUAUUAUUCGCACCACUAUCGAAGCAAUGGCAUCUGUAUUCGGUGGUACUCAGUCACUACACACGAAUUCGUUUGAUGAGGCUCUUGGUUUACCAACAAAAUUCUCUGCCCGUAUUGCGAGGAACACGCAGAUCAUUAUCCAAGAAGAAAGUGGCAUUUGCAAGGUUGCGGAUCCAUGGGGAGGUUCGUACAUGAUGGAGUCAUUGACUGAUGAACUCUAUAACAAAGCUAGAAAGGUGUUCGACGAAAUCACUGAGUUGGGUGGUAUGGCAAAAGCAGUAGCAUCUGGGAUGACUAAGUUGAGAAUUGAGGAGGCUGCAGCUAAGAAACAAGCCAGGAUCGACGCCGCUAAAGACGUUAUUGUGGGCGUCAACAAGUAUCGACUUGAACAGGUAGUUGAUGUAUUACACGUCGACAAUCAAAAAGUACGAGAAAAACAGAUUGCAAAAUUAGAGCAUAUUCGAAAAACAAGAGAUCCUCAACGAGCAAAGGCCGCUCUUGAAGCCAUCACAAAGGGCGCUGCAGGGAAAGAGAAUCUCCUGGAAUUGGCUGUUGAAGCAUCGCGAGCUCGUUGUUCUGUUGGGGAGAUCAGUGACGCUAUGGAGAAGGUUUUCACUCGAUAUGCUGCUGUCAACAGAAUGGUGUCCGGCGCCUACAAGUCUGAGUUUGGAGAGACUAGUGAGAUCGAUCAGGUAAUGGAGCGCGUAAAAGCUUUUGCUACUAAGGAAGGUCGCCAGCCGCGUAUCAUGAUUGCCAAGAUGGGUCAGGAUGGUCACGAUCGUGGCGCAAAGGUCGUGGCGACUGGUUUUGCUGACCUUGGAUUUGACGUUGAUGUUGGACCCCUAUUUCAAACCCCUGCUGAGGCAGCACAACAAGCUGUCGAUGCCGAUGUGCACGCGAUUGGCGCGAGUAGUUUAGCUGCUGGUCAUCUCACACUUAUACCUGAACUCAUUCAAGAGCUUGGUAAGCUUGGAAGAGAAGAUAUUAUUGUGAUUGCCGGUGGUGUUAUUCCACCUCAGGAUUAUGAUGCAUUAUACAAAGCCGGAGUGUCGUUAAUCUUUGGACCUGGAACCAGACUACCAACUUGUGCCAAUCAGGUUCUUGACAAGUUGGAACAAGGACAGGAGAAACAGAGCGCGAAGUCGUAA
Messenger RNA from Angiostrongylus costaricensis, 2199 nucleotides. The record is from the annotation of a GenBank genome assembly. Lineage: Eukaryota; Metazoa; Nematoda; Chromadorea; Rhabditida; Metastrongylidae.